AUGCACCGUUUGCUUCAUUGCAGGAAGCACGCAUCAGGGAUCGCCGUCUCAGCAGUAUCGACAAUUACGCCAUCUACUGCGGCGAUGGUUGAUGGAAGGAAAGUAGGAGGCUGUGCAAUAGCUGUCACGAGUGAUUACAACAACCUGGUCGAGGAGUUGAGAUCAACGUCGUCAAGAUGCGCCUUUGUACGAUUGCGGGAUCGCAGAGGACUCAAACUCUGGAUCGUAGGUGCUCACGCACUUGCGGAGACCGCAGAGGACCACAACAAGGACGCAUUUUAUGAUAAGCUCAAUACAUUGGUAUCCAACAUACCAAGCCAGCAGGUGGUAAUUGUUGGAAUUGAUGCGAAUACAAAGAUGGGACCUGAACAACAAUCCUAUGUGCUUUGA
Messenger RNA from Necator americanus (New World hookworm), 390 nucleotides. RefSeq lists its product as uncharacterized. The record is from RefSeq and is a predicted model, not a curated record. Bases 1 to 390 code for a protein of 129 amino acids. The transcript has a single exon. Lineage: Eukaryota; Metazoa; Nematoda; Chromadorea; Rhabditida; Ancylostomatidae.